Dendroctonus ponderosae (mountain pine beetle) is the source of this 1740-nucleotide messenger RNA. It is a transcript of the gene Rpn3, whose product is annotated as probable 26S proteasome non-ATPase regulatory subunit 3. Lineage: Eukaryota; Metazoa; Arthropoda; Insecta; Coleoptera; Curculionidae. The record is from RefSeq and is a predicted model, not a curated record. The transcript is spliced from 6 exons. Gene Ontology annotation, molecular function: enzyme regulator activity. Gene Ontology annotation, biological process: regulation of protein catabolic process; ubiquitin-dependent protein catabolic process. Bases 150 to 1622 code for a protein of 490 amino acids. Gene Ontology annotation, cellular component: proteasome complex; proteasome regulatory particle, lid subcomplex.
GUGCAUAUAACUGACGUUAAUGACAAGGUUUGCAACAUUGCUGACUGACCAUUACAAGACAAAAUUUGACAGUUAACCCUGCUAUCAGAGUGAAAGCUUUGUUUUUGGAAUUUCAUUUUGCAAAUUCAUUCAGGUUUUUAAAGGAUACGAUGGUGUUAGUCGACACUGAUGUGGAAAUGAAAAGUGCCGACAGCCCUGCCGGGCCUGAGGCUGGGGACAGCAAGAGAGACGCCGAUUUGCAGAAUUUACAGGAAAUCAGGGAACAUGCCAGGCAAAUCGAAAAGGCAGUCUCCAGCAAGGAAAGCCGUUUUAUUCUUAGAAUCCUAAGGUGUUUGCCUAAUACACGAAGGAAGCUAAGUGGUGUAGUUCUGAGGAGCUUAAUAGUCCAAAUAUACCCGGUUGCAGACAGAGAAGUGUUAUUAACAUUUGUGGAGGAGGCUACAGGAGAAUUGGACAGUUCUCAAACCAGAACACGUUCUGCAACUAAGAGUCCUGUUCCAGAAGUGGAUGCGUACAUUCACCUGCUAAUCUUGGUUAGAUUGGUAGAUACAAAUAAAUUAGAAGAAGCUUCCCGAUGUUCUCAGGCAUUGAUGCUCAAAAUUACUAGUCAGAAUCGUAGAACAAUCGACUUGGUAGCAGCUAAAUGUUAUUUUUAUCAUUCAAGAGUGGCUGAGUUAACAGAAAAGUUGGAUACAAUCCGAGCUUUUCUUCAUGCUAGACUACGUACAGCGACUCUUCGUAAUGAUUUCGAAGGACAGGCUGUUUUAAUUAACUGUCUGUUGAGAAAUUAUCUUCACUAUUCCUUAUAUGAUCAAGCCGACAAGUUGGUUUCAAAAUGUGUUUUUCCUGAAACAGCCAGUAACAAUGAGUGGGCCCGCUUUUUGUAUUAUUUAGGUCGAAUUAAAGCUGCUAGGCUGGAAUACAGUGUUGCCUAUAAACAUCUAGUGCAGGCUAUGAGGAAGGCACCCCAAAAUACUGCAGUUGGCUUCAGGCAGACUGUUCAAAAGCUGCUGGUUGUUGUCGAAUUGCUGCUGGGAGAUAUACCUGAGCGGCAAAUAUUCAGACAAGCUUCUAUGCGUCACUCACUUGCCCCGUACUUCCAAUUGACCCAAGCUGUUCGUAUGGGCAAUCUUCACCGCUUUGGAGAAGUUCUGGAGAAUUUUGGACCUCAGUUCAGACAAGAUCACACAUAUACUUUGAUCCUGCGAUUGCGCCAUAAUGUAAUUAAAACAGCCAUCCGAAGUAUUGGAUUAUCCUAUUCGAGAAUUUCCCCUCAAGAUAUUGCCAGAAAGUUGGGUCUGGAUUCGACCGAGGAUGCGGAAUUUAUUGUGGCCAAGGCAAUUAGAGAUGGCGUAAUCGAAGCUACUCUGGAUCCUGAAGGUGGCUACAUGAGGAGUAAGGAGAGCACCGACAUAUAUUGCACUAAAGAACCGCAAAUGGCGUUUCACCAACGAAUAUCGUUUUGUCUUGACUUGCAUAAUCAGAGUGUGAAAGCUAUGCGAUAUCCCCCGAAAGCAUAUGGCAAAGAGUUGGAAAGUGCAGAAGAAAGACGCGAAAGGGAAGCCCAAGACCUCGAACUGGCCAAAGAGAUGGCAGAAGAGGAUGACGAUGGCUUCCCUUAGAUAGAUAUUGUAUCGAUUUUUGCAUCUGUUUAUUGGAGUUAAUUUAACCUACCUAAUUAUAUUUAAUACAAAAAUAGUGUUGAUUCUUAAAUAAAACAAUUUUUGGUUUAAUAAAAAA